Messenger RNA from Syzygium oleosum, 649 nucleotides. RefSeq names its product NADH dehydrogenase [ubiquinone] 1 beta subcomplex subunit 9. The transcript is spliced from 6 exons. Gene Ontology annotation, biological process: mitochondrial electron transport, NADH to ubiquinone. The record is from RefSeq and is a predicted model, not a curated record. The coding region runs from base 64 to 435 and encodes 123 amino acids. NCBI's taxonomy places the organism in Eukaryota, Viridiplantae, Streptophyta, Magnoliopsida, Myrtales, Myrtaceae.
CACAUCGAACUCCUCAUCACCAGUGGGCGAGGGAGAGACAGAGAAGCGUCCAGACGGAGAAGAAUGAGCGCGGCGGCGGCGGCGGCGACGGCGACGACGGCGGGGUAUCUGGCUCGGAGGGCGGCUCAGAAGGAGAGAGUCCGCAUCCUCUACCGCCGUGCCCUCAAGGACACUCUCAACUGGGCCGUGCACCGCCACCUCUUUUACCAAGACGCGUCGGAUUUGCGCGAGAGAUUCGAAUCCAACAAACACGUGGAGGAUCUUGAUACCAUCGACAGAUUGAUUGCUGAUGCGGAAGCUAGCUACAAUAAGUGGCGGCACCCUGAUCCUUACAUUGUGCCUUGGGCUCCUGGUGGUAGCAAGUUUACUCGGAACCCGACACCACCUUCGGGGAUCGAGAUAAUUUAUGAUUAUGGUCGUGAAGAUAAUGAUUGAAAAUGCUAAGUGCUCCCUGUUGGUUAAUAAAGGCUGUGAGAGUCCAUGCAAAUGGGGUUGAAAGAUGGCUCUGGCGGCCAAUAUCUUGUUUCUGUUAUAACGAUGAAGCUCAAUGUUGCCUUUGAUGUUCAGUUACUCCUGACUGCUGCGUAUUUGGGUGUUUUCCCUAACUUUGACGUUUUGAUGAAAGAUUUGAAGUGCAGAUUGACUUGCC